Molecule: messenger RNA, 4356 nt
Organism: Necator americanus (New World hookworm)
Lineage: Eukaryota; Metazoa; Nematoda; Chromadorea; Rhabditida; Ancylostomatidae
Exons: 22
Coding region: 1-4356 (1451 amino acids)
Source: RefSeq, a predicted model, not a curated record
AUGACAGAACUCUCGGUGGGUGAAGAAGCUUCACCAUACUACGGAAUCCAGCCAUAUCCAUUCAUUGACGGCGUUACACACCAUAGCCUCGGUUUGUGCUACCACAUUGCAACGCUAAAUGAAGCAUGUGAACGAUCACGACGCGAGAUUUGCGUUGAGAAAAAAAAAGUGCGGUUACAGUCAUCCUGCACUAACCACGAAACCGAUCACACUAUUCCAGAAACUGUGAUAAGUCUGAGCAAUUCUUCUGGUUUGGACGACGGAGAUGAAUUCUUCGAUGACAAAAAUAUGUUGGAUAUAACUGAUUCUUCUGAAGCUGUUCCUGCGAUCCGUAAACAUCCAGCCAGAAUCGCGUCUAUCUCACCGCUCACCUCAACAACAUCAUGGGAAUCAUCAACGGAUGAAGAAUACUCAAACGAAUCGUCCAGCAUGUUCAACCUUUCCAAUGAACUGCAAGAAAUGGGAAACUACGUAGAAGAAGAAGCAGAAGAAUGGAAGAAAAAACAAGAAACUGCCGAAAAAGUGACCGCUGGCCCGAAAUUCUUAGACUUGGACGAGAUGAAAUCGUUUGUGGACAUAACGCAAACUGCGCCUCGGAGCUACGGACCAUCUACCACUUCUGAAGAGAUAAGCACAAGCCGUGAAGAAGUCACAACCCAAAUCACAAGACAUACGCCCUCGAUUUUUCCGUCUCCUUUUUCCACCACACCUAAUGAAACUGAAUAUUUCGACGAAGCUACCCCCCAGGAAACAGAUCCCACCCAGACAUCGUCCAUUCUUCUGUCACCCACUUCCACUACUCUUCACGGAACUAGCGCAGAACGAGCGCAUACCCACACCGUAAUCUACAGUAACGUAACUGAAACUCCAGAUCCUCAUGCUACAGUCGCGAUCCCCUCUGAGAAAGAUUUGGAUUCGACAAUUCUAUCAAAUACUACCGAAAUAAAUCCAUCGUUUAGUAUCGAAAACACGACUGAUACACCGCUAAAAAUUCGGUAUUUCGUGAGGAUUACAAGGGCUCCAUUGGUGAAUUCGAAGAGAAGAAUCCUAUUGGCAAACUCUCAAUUCAUAGAGACGACACCGCCUGGAACUUCGUCCAGUUUGGAGCACUCGACCUCUCCAAGUGGUGAGGAAGACACUACCGUGCCAGAACCCAUCUACUCGCUAGAAGAUUAUGCUGGUCAAGCAGAGGUUAACUCAGAAGAGCAGGAACACACGUUGAAUAUACCUACUAUGAAGGUUUUCAAGCCAGUUACUUUAUCUUCUGAUUUUACCUCAUCAACAACCUCGAAUACUAUGGCAAAUGUAGAAACAGUAACAACUACCACUUCUAUGGCGGACAAUUUGACAACAUCGACGAAUCCGCCACCAAAUGCUUCAGCCGGUAACGAACUGUUCUCCAUAACGGAGCCAAAAAUCACGAUCAAAAGGUCAAAUGGAUCACAUGCAGCUUCAAUUGCUGAAACUUCUUCACCAUUAAAAUUUGAUGUGACACAAAGUAAUCCUCAAAUACUUUUCCAUGAUUCCCUAGAUGAUUUUGGGGAUGUCAUUACUCAAUCGCAGACAUCGGAACUUACCGAUACAAAAUAUCCAUUUCAAGAACAUACAACGACGGAGUCAGUAACAACGAUCACAAGCGACAGAAUCUUCCCAGAAUUCCUAAAUGACAACAUUACGUCAGAGGAUCUCUUCUCACAACAAAAGCCUGAGUCACAAGAGUUGAGUCACUCGUUGGAGGUGAACAGUGUGCAAGAAUCAACGGUAGAACAGCAGUUCACACCGCUAACUUCACGGUCAAAUAAAAUCUCUAGGGGAACUUUAGAGACGCAAACAGUUCAAGGUGUGGUGGUGUCCAGAGUAUCUUCAAAGCAUGCUGAACGUCCUGAAGAAAUUCAUGUAUCAAGUAGAAGGAACGUAGGAAAAUCGGCACGACAGCAACAAUCGUCGAUUGAACUUCUGAUACCCAUUAUUCCCUCAGUUCUACCCAUACGACUUAAAGAGCUGCCGGAAAAUCCGCAGUUAAUCCAAGAAGAUGUAGAAUUCAACAUAUCGUCGGAGUUACCAGAUCAAUAUUUGGAACGAACAACAACAAAGACAAGAUCAAGCGCGCGACCGCAACAUAUGCUUUUUACGUCUCACUCGGUGCACAGAGCCUUACCUUCCGUUGCUUCCAUAUUAACAAAAAAUCUAGAAUCACCACAUUCGAGUUUGGAAAUGAAAGACGUUUCGGAGAGAACUCCACAGCUGUUGUCUAAAAAAAUUACCUUUGAUGCACAAAAGCUAGCGAAACCUGCAGCUGAACUACCAGUUCAGGAAGCGCCUGGAGCUAACCAGUUUAUGGAAGAAAUGGAAAUUCCUAAACAAACUGCUCCACCAGAAGAACAAAUUGACAGUACUUCGUUGACAGGCGAAAAUAUCACUCUCGACGAUGAUUCAUCAACGAUGAUUUCUGCAGAAUCAGAAGUGUUCGAACACAGCGAGCAGACACCUGCUUUCUCGACGACUUCACUUCCACUUGAGCAGCUUCAUGAUCUGAAUAAAGUGGAGUCUUUAAAACCUGUCCAACCGAUGGUUCCUACUAAGAAGCAGAAAAUAAAACCAGCAUCCGCUCCUGCUCGCGGCAAGCCUGAAUUGGGAUUCUGGUGGACGUCAAAACCAACUUUUGUGGAGAAAUCUACGAUGCCUUCAUCGACGAAACCACCUAGGGGAUGGAAAGUGCAACGUUUCAGGAGCAAUAGAAAGAUAAUAAAACAGCCCAGUUCAAAUGUGCACGCGAGUCCAGUGAUCAGGGAGAAGGGUGUACUUCGGCUACCGAUCGCUCCUCUAGCUACAGCCGCUGCUAUCGGCCAACUCACUUACACCACCGCUGUACCAUCGCAGUUCAAGCACACCUCACGUAGACCAUUCCAUCUCAAAGAAUCGAAUACCAAAAGGACGACAUUACUGCUGGUUCCCGAAACUCACCUGGAAAAACUUCAAAGCGAACUAGAAAUUCUCAGCAGUUUGGUUCCUUCCGCAGUGGAAACGAUGCGAUUACGUACACCGAUCGACCGCCCGCAGUUCGGAAAUCCGAAGCGAAUACUUCACAGAAGGAGUACACACAAAAUCCUCAGCCUUCCAAUGGGGAAGAAUAAUAGGAUUGCGACCAAGAUGAAGAGAUUGGCGACUCGUAGAUGGACCUCUCACAAGAUAGCCGCCCCUGCAAAGGCAAGUUCUUCGAUGGAGGAUCGAAAUCUAAAGAAGGUAGUUGGAGAAACUGUCAAAGUGAACGGUCAACAGAAAUUAGACGAGGAUGUUGAUAUGAUGAUAUCUCCCCCGAAGAAGAAACGUCAACCUAAAGAAGGACCGUCAAUAGUUCCCUUCGCACCUCAUAGUGCAACAACAAGAGCAUUAGAUCUGGUGCUGAAACCUGACACGAUGGCCACAGUCAGCACGAACGAACCAGCAGCACGGAUCAAGGAGAAGGUAAUGAGAAGUGACAUGGACGAAUUGGAGCAGGCUCUUCGAGAAAUUGCUGAGCAGACGGAUAAGACACAAUCCGUGUCGUUCUUCGGAGAUUAUCGGGAAAAUGUGCCCUCAGUUGACGGCGAAACUGCACUGAUAAAACCUCAGAAACGUCCCAAGGUGACCCAGAAACGAACGCGUAUGGUGACAACACGUGGAAAAGGCGCAAAAAGAAAUAUCAACAGCACUCUUCAAAUCAUUCCCCCGCCGCCACCGCUGGACUCCGAUCUCCUACGAAUUUCGCCGAUGCAGCCGUCAGCGAUGAAAAAACUUAUCGACGCGAUCAAACAUGACAACGCCAGGCUACCUGCAUCUAAACAACUGUGUGUCACAUUUGAGUGUGAUUUCGAAAAAGCCGAUCUUUGCGGUUUCGAGUCCUCAUUAAUAGCACGAAAGAGGAGAAGAACGAAAAGAGCGCAGCAAGAUGCUUAUUUUACUAUGAAACGGUGGAAUAGCUGGCUCGGAAAGCACUACGAUACCAACCGACGGGUUGAUCGAGCUCCUGUGUUCUCGUCAACUAAUCAACGGUUCGCCGGCACACUUCUUAAUGGUCAAGAAAUGGCGGAAAUGUCUUUGAAGGUAAUAACAAUGGAACCGCUCACGGUAGGGUUUAAUUACUGGGAAGCCACACCGAACAUGCAAAUGCGUGCAUGCUGCGAUGACAACUGCCCUGUGACAACAAAUUUUGGUGUUCACAUGGGUGAUCGAUCGUGGCGACAACUUUUCUUGCAGUGUCCUGCGAACACUCAUACGAUCACCUUCGAGUGCAUGAACUUCGGGAAUCGACGCGGAGCUUGCGGUAUUGAUAACUUCAGUAUCCAGAGUCAAAGCUGUAGGCAAAGAGCCAUGUAA